CGACUUCGCUCCUCAUCUGCCGAUGAAAGCAUCCGCAGUCCUCCCUGACAUAUGAGGACCGAUUUAAUCUGAACAUGCCAGUCUGGUGUGCUUGCUUCUGGCUCUGCAUCUCUCAUGGACGAAUGCUGCUUGGUUGCUUCUUCCUUCUGCCUGCGAAGAUCUGUUUGGGAGACUCUAAACAGGUGUUGUUCUCUGCGGCAAACAAUCAGAGGCUUCGACGUUCUACACAGUCAGCCCCACACAGCGGCUCAUAACCGGCAUUCCAUACUCCUCGUGCUCUGAAGCUUAAAAUCCGAUCAAGUCUCCACAGGCAGCGGCCAAUACCCGGUCUACCACCUUGACACCUUGCUUAGAUAUUAGCCUCACCGUGCACGAAUGCGGAGCUCGCCUUUCAUACAUCAACCAUCCUUCAUCCAACGAAUGCUAAGUAUCAGAGUUCUCCGAAUGCGUUCCACAUCAAAUUGAUGAACACAACUCCAGAAACAUGUCUGCUCCCGGUCCGUCGUGAACUUUGCUUUUCAAUGCUGCCUGUCGGGAACCGUCUGUGCGUAACGACACGGAAUUCAUUGGCCGGGGUGGUAUCCAUUUUGUGAAAGUUGAGUUGCCGAAGCUGUUGGAGAACUCGGCGCCACCGGAUUUUGUGUGUUUCCAUCGCAUCCUGUCACGUAUUCUUAGCAGCCCAUUCUUAUCUACUGCCAUCUGGUGAUUUUUUUGUUCUCCGGAGGCGCUCUGUGCGUCACUCGCAUGGCAGAUGGAUAUGAUAUGAUCGCAACUAAUGUCGGUGACCCGUUGACUGGCGGCUGC
Mycena citricolor is the source of this 804-nucleotide messenger RNA. The record is from the annotation of a GenBank genome assembly. Lineage: Eukaryota; Fungi; Basidiomycota; Agaricomycetes; Agaricales; Mycenaceae.